UUUUUUGUCUAAAAACUGAUUUUACAGAUAAAAACAUGGCUGCCAGAGAACCUACAAAAAUGGAGGGAAAAGGAUUCUUUGAAGAAACCCGGGAACGGUUGGAUGCCAGGGACCCGCAAACCAUUGGGAUUCUUGUGGCUCUCCUUGUAGGGCUCGUCACUUUAAUCCUUGUCUUCAUCUUCUCUCGGAAACGGAAGUUUGGAAGAGGAAUUCUGAUCUGUGGUUCCUGUGACGCGGGGAAGACGACAUUGCUGGGUCAGCUCUUAAAAGGGAAACCUCUAGAGACCUACACUUCUAUGAAGGAGAACAGUGGUGUGCUGUUGUUAGAUGGCAAGAAACCUGUCAAUAUUGUUGAUAUCCCUGGCCAUGAAAGGAUUAGGGAUCAAAUACUUAACAAAUAUUCAGGCUCUGCACGCGGGAUUAUUUACGUAGUUGACAGUGCCGCAGUUUCCAAACAAAUCAGGAAUGACGAGAAAUUUAUAAAAGUUUUGUUAUUUCAUUAAUAUAAUUCAAAUUUA
This is a messenger RNA of Eurytemora carolleeae, 518 nucleotides long. It is a transcript of the gene SrpRbeta, whose product is annotated as signal recognition particle receptor subunit beta. The coding region runs from base 36 to 503 and encodes 155 amino acids. The record is from RefSeq and is a predicted model, not a curated record. The transcript has 5 exons. Lineage: Eukaryota; Metazoa; Arthropoda; Copepoda; Calanoida; Temoridae.